GCGUAGUUGCUCGUCGUCGUCGUCGUCGUCGUCGUCGUCGUCGUCGUCGUCGACAAGCAUCUUCGUCUUCUUCGCGAGUAAUCUAUACUUGCUACUAUCAUCGUGUAAUCGUUGUCGACGUCUACGUGAGACGACGAAAAAGGAGAGAAGUGCGUGUGCUUUCGUGUUUCCUAGUGAUCGAGGACAUCAAGUUUUAAUGGAACGAUCGCAUAACUCUCCUCCUCGUUGUUACCUCGUCGACCUGCUUGAGAAAGCGCGACUUUCUCUCUUCUGUUUUUCUUCUUCCUUUUCGUCUUCCUCUCUUUUUUUUUCUUUAAGAAGUGCUUUAACGCUGCUCGAAGGACCUUAGGUGUGGGCCUUUCGACGAAGUACUCCGGCGUAUUCUUUAUUUUCUUUGCAAGUUCUUCGUACACUACGGUCCACUUUUGACGCGUUCCCGCUUGGCACUUGGUUAUUAAACAUUCCAAGUAAGGUCAAUGUGUAUAGUAAAGCUAUGUCAUUACCAUAAAUCAUCGUAUACAUUGGAAUUUCUUUCAUUUAAAAAGGAAAGACAUUUGGAAAUCUUCGAGGAUAAAUAUAAUAUGCAUUGAUGCAUGAACGCGAGACGAAAUAUUUCUUAAUCGAAGUAUCUAUAUAUACGAUAAUUCUAACGUCAGUUAGAACGGACAAAUCUGAAUAACGUUAGCGAGUCCGAAUAACUCGAAUUGGGAUUGGGAUCGUGAAUAAUGGGCCGGUAAUAAAAUACGGUGGAGAUCCGUGAGGACGAUCGGGAAGUUGGUGAAGGAAAUUUGUCACUUCCGGAGUUGGACGAAGGAGUGGAAAGUGGUGUCGACAGAAAAGAAGAUUCAAAGGGAGGUUCGGACGAACGGAAAAAAGAAGAAGAAGAAGAAGAAGAAGAAGAGGAAAAAGACGACGAGCAAAAAGUGUCACCACGCGUCACGCAGGGGUCGUGGGUCUAUGGGGGGCACCGCCCCAGCGGCCCCCCGGCUCGAAUCCAAACAGAAACUGUUAUUCCGAAAUUCGUGCUAUUCUGGCACGGGCCAGAACCACCGCCCCGAUUUCGGUGCAACCGUCCAAACGGAUGAAGAGGAGUCCAUCCAAUAUCAUGAGGCAGUCCAGCCUCACGAAACUUGGUUCUAUGAUCAACACCGCCGUCAACAAAAGAGCUGGCAAUGGUGACAUUCAGUGGUGUUUCUCGCAAGUGAAAGGGACUUUGGAAGACGACGUUACCGAAGCUGAUAUAAUAUCGUGUGUUGAAUUUAAUCACGAUGGUGACCUUCUUGCAACUGGGGAUAAGGGUGGACGUGUUGUUAUUUUUCAAAGGGAUCCUAUUAGUAAAAACAGUAUACCACGGAGAGGUGAAUAUAAUGUAUACAGCACUUUCCAAAGCCACGAGCCUGAAUUUGAUUACCUGAAAUCGUUAGAAAUAGAAGAAAAAAUUAAUAAAAUUAGGUGGUUAAAAAGAAAAAAUCCGGCACACUUUUUACUUUCCACGAAUGAUAAGACAAUAAAAUUGUGGAAAGUUAGUGAAAGGGACAAGAGAGUGGAAGGAUAUAAUACAAAAGAAGAGAAUGGUGCGAUCCGGGACCCUGCCUGUAUAACUGCCUUGAGGGUGCCAACCAUAAAACCAAUGGAGUUAAUGGUGGAGGCAUCACCAAGGAGAAUAUUUGCCAAUGCGCACACUUACCAUAUAAACAGUAUAAGUGUAAACAGUGAUCAAGAAACAUACCUCAGUGCAGAUGAUCUUAGAAUUAAUUUGUGGCAUCUUGAAAUUACUGAUCAGAGUUUUAAUAUAGUAGACAUAAAACCUACUAACAUGGAAGAAUUGACAGAAGUCAUAACAGCUGCAGAAUUUCAUCCUGUAGAGUGUAAUGUCUUGGUUUAUAGUAGUAGCAAAGGGACCAUCAGACUUUGCGAUAUGAGAUCUGCUGCUCUUUGUGAUCAUCAUAGUAAACUUUUUGAAGAACCAGAAGAUCCGACCAAUAAGAGUUUUUUCUCAGAGAUAAUCUCAAGUAUAAGUGAUGUUAAGCUCAGUAACUCCGGUAGAUACAUGAUUAGUAGGGACUACCUCAGUGUUAAAGUGUGGGAUCUACAAAUGGAAACAAAACCCAUUGAAUGCUAUCCUGUACAUGAAUACUUAAGAUCAAAAUUAUGUUCACUUUAUGAAAAUGAUUGCAUCUUCGACAAAUUUGAGUGCUGUUGGAGUGGUAAUGAUUGUGCCAUUAUGACAGGCUCGUAUAAUAAUUUCUUUAGAGUAUUCGAUCGUAAUACCAAACGUGAUUUAACUUUGGAAGCAGCACGUGACAUUGCCAAACCAAAAACUCUUCUGAAGCCUCGUAAGGUGUGCACUGGUGGAAAACGUAAGAAGGAUGAGAUUAGUGUCGAUUGUUUGGAUUUCAACAAAAAAAUAUUACAUACUGCGUGGCAUCCAUCUGAAAAUGUUGUAGCAGUUGCAGCUACAAAUAAUCUUUUCUUAUUCCAAGACAAACUCUAGCACAUCUGCAUGCAAAUAAUACAACGGUAUAUAUUGACGUGAGCGAGGCACGUUAAACUAAAUAGGCACGGUGAAACAAUAGGUGUCUGAAUUACACUGACGAAAGUCGACUAUUUGCAUGUCAAUAGUCGACUGACCGAAAAGUGGUGUACAUAGCGCCGUCCACACAGCUCACACGUUCAUAUAAGUUAUAUAUACACCUACAUGCAGAGAUUUGCACCUGAUACCUUGCCACGCGCAUACAUGUACAUAAAUGCAUGUAAGUUAAGACACAUGCAUAAAAGCUCCCAAAACUCUUAAGUUGACUAGUUCAAAUAAGUUUGCACAUGGAGUCACUCUCAAUUGAUAAAGUGAAUCGUCCAAUCAAUUAUUUGAUAAUUGUGAUGACGGUUACUACGAAGUUUUCUUACACCAAACGUGCAGCUGAAUUUCUAGCUUACUUGUGCUAUUACAGUAAUUGCGCUACUACACUAUGCAGAGACGGUCAGUGAAAAUAUCUAAUUCGCUCAUACAUUAUAUAAAAAGUGUUUUAACGUAACAUCUUACGAUCAGUUAUAAAAACAAUAUUAUCAGUGAAAGACAGUGGAUAUAUAACCGAUGUUUCGGUAGAAACUGAUUAUAUAGCACAGGCAAUUGUUGGCUUUAUUUAUCCACUUGAUUAUCGAAUUGGGUUUUAAAAAAAGAAAAAACAAAAUGAAUCACUAUAACGUGUGCCAAUGAGAUUUAAUCGUUUACUUUCAUAUUCAUGAAUAUUUUAUGAAGAUCAUUAUAUAAUUAAUAAUAGUAAUAAUUAUAAAACAUGAUAGCUCAGUAUAUAAGAUCAUGUUUCUUUACUUUUCUUUCUCUCUUUUCUUUUUUUUUUUUUUUCCUUCUUUUCAUGGAGAAAUUUGCUACUAAAUCUUCGUACUAAACUGUUUUGAAUAUUUAUUAGUAAACUCUGCUUAGUGUGCAUCUAGCUGAAUGAAUAACAUCAGUUACCAAUACCGGAACAAAAAAUCUUAUAUAUAGGCCUACACACACAUUUUCCUGUUUUUAUUUUCAUAAUAAAGCUAUUGUUACGUGUAUUUCCUAUAUUGCGUUAGCUAAUACGGAUUAAGGAAUAUAUGGCACAAAUUUCUGCUUCAAAGGAUUCGGAUAAAAAAUAAAGUUUUAAAACGUAAAAAAUGUUAUAAAUGAUAAGAAAAGUAAGAAGCAAUGUUAUGGUACAGCAAUAACAAAAAAACAUUCAUUUAUAUAAAAUUAUUUGUGUAAAAGAUAAAAUAGGAACUGAGGCAUAAUUACGAAAAGAAUGUGGAUUUUCUAAUAUUACUCUUAUUAAUUAUUUAUUGAAACGCGUACGCAUAUAAACAGUGAAUACAGUGCAGUUGUCGAUGGUAAGCUGGGCUUGCAGACUCUACAUGAAGUAUGUAAUAAUAACUUAAUUAAUAACUUACACGAGUAACGUAAAUUUCGAAUAAGUACCAAGGGUUCAACUCAGUUUGAGUAUGGCUAAAGAGCCAAGCUCUCCGUAUCUAUGUUGUAUUUAGUAUUUAUACUAUCCUUUAAAUAUUGUGUAGUAGAACUAUGAAACCUAAAAGAGACAGAAUAUAAUAAGUUUUAUCUUAGGCAGAUUCAAUUAAUGAUUGCACUACUUUUGAAAUACAAAGCAGGCUUCUUUUAAACAACACCUUCAUAUAUAUUUUUUUACAUAGUUAGUAUAUCUCAGUAUAUACUUAUGCAGUCUGGAUUUUGCUAUGCAUAUACAUUGGGGUGCUCCAAAUGUUCUUAAGGCUGUCAAUUUUAUUUAGUUUUAUCUUCAUUUAUAGCAUCUUUCAUGAAAGAUAACUUAAAAAACCACAUCAUUUUGUUCAAUUUUCCUUACAUUUAUAAUAAUCUUCUCAUAUUUCAAAUCUAUUUUGUGUUGGAAAUGUUUAUUACUUUACCGUUAAUUUUCUUAUCCGCUUUUGCUUAAGUGAUGGUUCAUAAGUGCCUUGAAGCGCAUUAAGAGUGCUCGAUUAUUAAAACAGGAAUUCUAAAGUACUAAAUUCUUACAGGUGUUUUUAAUACGGAUUAUAAUAUAAACAAUUUCAUAACACAUGCUACUUCAGGAUGCAAAGAUUUUGGUAAUGGGACAGAGAGAAUAAAAAGCACUCAAAAAUGUAUAAAGCACCAGACUAAUGUAUAUUCACGAUUAAUGAUUUUCCAUAUCAAAAAAAAAAAAAAAAAAGAGAAAAAAAAAGAAAAAAGAAAAAAAGAAAAAACCCAUUAGAAACUACCCUUUCUUAGGAAAUUAUUUCCUUCGAUAGAGAAUAAAUAUUCUUUAACGUUACAUGUGAAAAAACAAAAGGAAGCAACAUGGGAGAAAGAGAGAAAAAGAGAGAACUGUUACAUAUUCUGUUAAUUAUAAAUAACGAUAAUAGAUUGACAUUACUUAAUUUAAACUUACACACACUAAAAGUCUUUUAACUUGCAUACUUUUUCAAAAUUGAUGGUCUGGAAUGAUGCAAUUAAGUUUAUUUAUUAAUUAGAAUAAACAUUUUGCUUUCAACUCAUGGAAUAACUAACGCAUUAUUAUGCUUCCUGUAAUGCAGUUUAAAAUUAAGAGGCUGCAAACCUUUCUCCAUAGUCUCUAUUAAAAAAUUUGGAAACUAAGCUUUAUAGGAGAAGGACAAAAAAUAUUUCUAUAACAAAAGAUCUCUCUCUUUCAAAAACUGAGAAUUAGUAUAAAGAAAAUGAUACACAAAUAUAUCACUUUGCAACUUGAUAUAUAUCAGCAUAAUAAAAUAGUUUAAAAAAAAAAAAGAAAAAAAAAAGCUUGAGCAGUUUUAAUAAUAUUGACUGCACUGCAUGGAUCAUGAUAAUUGCAAUAUCGUAUAAAAGAUAUGUAUAGAAUCUUUGCGAACUUUGAGACUUUGCUCAACGUAUAGAAAAUUUGUAUUAUUUAUAAAUCGUCAGUUUAUAUAUCGAAAAUCUAUGAAACCUAUGUUUGUGUAACGUGUAAUUGCAAAAUUAUCUUAUGUAAAAGCAGACCUAUUACGUUUAGGAAAGUCGUUCCUCGAUGUUAGAUAUCCAUGAAGAGAAACGAAAAGAUCAAAAAACGAGGAUGUAUAAGAAAGAAAGAAAGAAUGAAUGAAAAAAGAAAACAAAAAAUAAGAAGGUAAAGGUAUAGUGAAAGAUCAAUGAUCGUACCUUUAUACCUUCUCUAAGGUAUAUUAUAUAAGUACGUAUAUAUUAAGAAAAUUCAUAUUUCGUCUUAUGUUACAGUCAUCAAAAUCGUAACAUUACUUUUUAGUACGUAACAUCAUCAUCAUCAUCAUCAUCAUCAUCAUCAUCAUCGUCAUCUCCACCUCACCCCACUAUCCAUAGUAACGUUACUAUUAUUAUCUUUUCGUUAUUUGUUUCCGUCAUUGUUUUUUGUUAACUGCUAUGCAGGUUUAGUCAUGGUAAUAACGAUGAUCUGAUAUCUUGGUUCAUUAGAUUAUAAAUGAUUAAAUGAUUUAACCAUGCGAUUGGUUGUUAGGAUUAAAAGAAAAUGAAUCGAAUAAUGCGAUGAUGAGAGAAAGAGAGAGGGAGGGAGAAGAUGAAAGAUAAAUUAUGCGAAAGAUUAAUUCUAGGACGUGCACACUCCAUGAAAAUACAAUGAAAAAGCACCCGAAAAAGGAAUCGUUAAUAGACGGCGAUAAAUUCAAAUUUUUUCGUCUUUACUAAAAUCGUUCGUUUAAUGAUGCUACAAGUGGUGGAGUUAAUUAUAGAGUUUAAUAAGGGAAACAAAAGAAGAAAAAAAAGUUUGUAUUAAAAACAAUACGAUUGUCUAUAUCUUCUCGGAAAUUAUCAACCCCCAUUCUGACCUCCACUCUCACUCCUAUUCACAUUAGGAGAAGACACGCCGUAACGAUUCUUACUAAUUCUGUUUGAUUGCUCGAAAUGCCUUACGACUGUCGCUAUAUCCGUACACAUCCGGACUAUAAAUCUAAUUCAAAUGAAGAUAAAGAAAAGAAAAAAGAAAAAAAGAAAAAAAGAAACACUGAAUAUUAAACGAGGUUGGAACUUUGGCUCUCGCAGGACCUGUCUCGUGUGAUAAUAAUAAAUGUCAUUGUAUCAAUUAGCUAAAGCUCUAUUUUUAUUAACGAGACCACGUACGUAUAAUCCAGAAGUUAGGAUUUUUAUAGCUCGCAACUUAAGUGUAGUGUCUUUACUCUUGUAUUUGCGCGCGCGCUGAACGACACGAUAUAAAAGAAAAUAUACAGACACGUAUACACAAAAUAUCCAUUUUUGCGUGCGUAUUAUAAAUUAUUAUUCUGUUAAAACGAUUCGAUAAUUUUAUCAUCGCAUCAAGAGAUCGUUGCGAUAUUAUGAUAUACUUGAGGCAAAAAAGAAAAGAAAGAAAAACGAACGAUAGAACACAGUGACUGUGCGUACGGCGAACGAUACAUAAAAAGACACUUACAUACAUACAUCCUUCGCAUUUGCACCGAACGAUUUAAGCUAAGCUACCAUAUACGUAGAACGAGAAAGGAACAAUAUAGAAUUUUUGUACAAAGUUUUGCGCUAUUAUUGCGUUCUCUCUGUGCUUUCUGCGCUCUUGAUUAUUUCGCGUAUAAUUUUCGUUUGUAAGAUUGCUGAUGGAAGGAUAUAACGAUUGUAAUUUUUUUUUCUUUUUUUUUUUUUUUAGUCCCGUUCGUUUAAGUAUCAUAUUUUAUUUUAAUUUUUUAAUUUUUUUCCGAAUUCCUAAUCGUAUGAUGUACCAUGAACGAUGCGAAAGAGAGAGAGAGAGAGAGAGAGAAAUUAGAGCGAAAGAAAAGAGAGAGAAGGAAGAACUACUUUAGUUUAACUUAGCAGCGAAUUGUGCCUCGAGUGACUUAUUAGUUGACUUUUCUGCGAUCGCGAAUAUGUUUCUGAGCAUCCCGAUCUCUUGUAACAUUCCUCGGUUCUCUAGAUAACGUAUAUUAAAUGCAGACAGGAAGACUUUACAAGACUGUUGAGAGAGACCGAUGAACCGGAGUUAUUAGACAGGUUAGGUUGUCAGGUAGAACGAGACGCUAAACAAGAGAAUCGCAAUUAUAUGCUCUCGUAAAGCAUUAUGAGUAAACGAACUAUUACUCUCUGCUGAUAAUAUAAAUAAAUGAAUGAAUAAAGAAAUAAAGAAAAAAAAAAAAAGAACAAAAAAGACACUUGUAUUAUAAACAUAGCAAAUAAUGUUAUUAAUAGAAUAUACAAGGAGGCGUGUUACAUCUUGAUCGAUAUUUCAUUGUUUAGUAGAUGCAAUGAUGGAAUGAUUAUACUGUAUGCUGAACGAUGAAAAAAUGAACGCAAUAGAUAGAAAGAUUUCAAUGAGUGGUGGUAUGAACUAUUAACUGUAUAUGAUGAACGUUUGCGUAAUCGCAUGUCUGUGAAAAAUAACGAAAGAGCGUUUUGAAAUCGA
Molecule: messenger RNA, 7895 nt
Organism: Vespula pensylvanica (western yellowjacket)
Lineage: Eukaryota; Metazoa; Arthropoda; Insecta; Hymenoptera; Vespidae
Gene: tws
Product: protein phosphatase PP2A 55 kDa regulatory subunit
Exons: 11
Coding region: 1082-2494 (470 amino acids)
Biological process (GO): peptidyl-serine dephosphorylation
Cellular component (GO): cytosol; protein phosphatase type 2A complex
Molecular function (GO): protein phosphatase regulator activity; protein binding
Source: RefSeq, a predicted model, not a curated record